AUGAAUCUCCGUCCUCGCAAGGUCUCACCGUCGCCGGUAUUCCUCCCCGAAGAACUUGUCGCCGAAGUUCUUCCCUUUCUUCCUGUCAAAUCACUUGUUAGACUGAAAUGCGUCAAUAAGUCAUGGAAGUCACUCAUCUCUGAUCCCACCUUUGUCAAACGACACCUUAGUCGAUCUGAACGAAAUGUGGACUUCACAAUUGUAUCUUCUUCCUUGGGUGAGAUAUCUUUCACAACUUUUCAUUUGUUGGAGAAUCCUCCAACCACUACCACUGUUACCAAUGGUCAUUACCAUCAGUUGAAUGAUAAGGACAACCUCUAUAUGGUUGGUUCCUGCAAUGGUUUGCUCUGCUUGUUAGGUGAUUCUCACAUCAUUGGGAAUACCUGUAAGUAUCUUCGUUUUUGGAAUCCUGCCACUAGAAAUAUAUCAGAUAAAAUAGGAUAUUUUAGCCAAUACGACUUCCGUUAUCCUCCUAAUUUGGAAUUUGCUUACGAUGAUUCAACCGACACUUAUAAGGUCGCUUGUUUCCUUUCAAGGAGAACAGAUGUGAGAGUUUUUAGUUUGGGCCAUAAUGUUUGGAGAAAUAUUCAAAAUUCUCCUCUGGAUCAUGAUGCCAUGAGGAAUGUUGUUACUUUUAGUGGUAGCUUCAUUUGGUUGGCAGUCGACAAUCACACCGGCAAAAGGACAAUUAUUUCACUUGAUUUGAGCACAGAGACACAUACUCAAUUUCUACCCCCUCAAGAUUUUGAUGACGGGUCAAUGAUCGAUCCAAAUCUAAGUAUGUUAAAUGAUUGUCUUUGUUUUUCUUGUGAUUUCAGACUAACUCAUCUUGUUAUAUGGCAAAUGAAGGAGUUUAGAGUUGAAGACUCUUGGACUCAAAUCCUCAAAAUUAGUUAUAAUAAUCUUCAAAUAUAUGAUCUUUUUCCGCGGUUGCCAUUAUGCCUUUUGGAGAAGAAUGAUACACUGUUGUUGAUAGACAAAUAUCAAAGUCAGAUGAUUAUCUAUACUUGGAGAGAUAAUAGAGCUAAGGCAAUCAAUAAAUGUUGGCAGUUCAAUUCCAAGAAUUAUGUUGAAAGUUUGGUUUGGUAUUGUUGA
Messenger RNA from Vicia faba (fava bean), 1095 nucleotides. NCBI's taxonomy places the organism in Eukaryota, Viridiplantae, Streptophyta, Magnoliopsida, Fabales, Fabaceae. The record is from the annotation of a GenBank genome assembly.